Messenger RNA from Hypomesus transpacificus, 1927 nucleotides. It is a transcript of the gene gmppaa, whose product is annotated as GDP-mannose pyrophosphorylase Aa. Gene Ontology annotation, biological process: biosynthetic process. Gene Ontology annotation, cellular component: cytoplasm. NCBI's taxonomy places the organism in Eukaryota, Metazoa, Chordata, Actinopteri, Osmeriformes, Osmeridae. The transcript is spliced from 13 exons. Bases 236 to 1417 code for a protein of 393 amino acids. The record is from RefSeq and is a predicted model, not a curated record.
UUGACAACUUGUACGUCAUAUCCAGAGAGCCCGGAAGACGGAAAAGAGUGCGAUGUUUCGUGCGAUCAGCUGUCAAAUGCGAUAAAGUUGACCAACAUAUUGUCAGAAUGUUAAAAACUGUGAUCUUAAUCGGAGGCCCUCAGAAAGGUACACGUUUUCGUCCACUGUCUUUUGAGGUACCCAAACCACUUUUUCCAGUUGCUGGUGUGCCUAUGCUACAACAUCACAUUGAAGCAUGUGCACAGGUGUGUACCAGGUCUCCAAUAUGAAGGAAAUUUUGCUCAUUGGCUUUUACCAGCCCAAUGAAGAACUUACCAGAUUCCUGACUUAUGCACAGCAGGAAUUCAAAAUCUCAAUCAGGUAUUUGCAGGAGUAUGCAGCCUUGGGCACAGGGGGAGGCAUAUAUCACUUUAGAGACCAGAUCCUGUCUGGAGGUCCUGAGGCCUUCUUCAUAAUGAACGCAGAUGUCUGCGCAGAGUUCCCCCUGCCAGAGAUGCUCACCUUCCAAAAGGAACAUGGAGACCCCAGCAGCUUUGUCAUCUUGGCAACAACUGCAAACAGAAAGCAGUCUAUGAACUAUGGCUGCAUAGUAGAAAAUCAGGACACUAAUGAGGUUUUGCAUUACGUGGAGAAGCCUAGCACCUUUGUGAGUGACAUCAUCAACUGUGGAAUCUACUUGUUUACUCCAGACAUCUUCCAGCACAUUGGAGCGGUGUUCCAGAAGAACCAGCAGGACCUGCUGUUAUAUCCAUACGAGGGAGACGAGCAGACCAAUAGCACCAACGGCAAUGGCUGGCAUCGUGCUGAGGUGAUCCGCUUGGAGCAGGACAUCUUCACGGCCCUGGCCGGCCAGGGCAAACUCUAUGUCUACAAAACCCCCAGCUUCUGGAGCCAGAUCAAGUCUGCAGGAUCUGCAAUUUAUGCCAGUCGCUUGUACCUCAACCAGUACCACACGACCCAUCCUGAGAGACUGGCUUCCAAUGAGAAGGGAGGACCCAGAAUAAGUGGAAAUGUUUACAUCCAUCCAACAGCCAAUAUUGACCCAACUGCUGUGUUGGGUCCCAAUGUCUCCAUAGGCACAGGGGUGACCAUCGGAGCAGGGGUGCGAGUCAGGGAGUCAACCAUCCUUCAUGGGGCUACUCUGCAGGAUCACAGUUGUGUUCUGAACUGCAUUGUGGGAUGGGACAGCACCAUCGGUAAAUGGGCACGUGUUGAAGGAACCCCCAGUGACCCGAACCCUAACGACCCCCACGCCAAGAUCGACAGCGAGACGCUAUUCAGGGAUGGCAAACUCACCCCGUCAAUCACUAUUUUAGGUUGUAAUGUGACUAUUCCGUCGGAGGUGAUAAUACUGAACUCCAUCGUCCUUCCGCACAAAGACCUCAACCGGAGCUUUAAGAACCAGAUUAUACUCUAGUUCAGCUUCUGUCAGCGGUUUGAGCGUCAUAUUUAUAAAAGAUGGACAACGUGGCCACUGCCUUUUGAGUUACUGUAUAUAAGAUGUCAAAAAGAAUGGAUAUUAGAUGUGGAUGUAGUUAUUUAGUAAGAGAUUUUAUAUAUUGUUUGUGCUGACUUGUCAUCCACAAAGCUUCUGGGUGACAGUGUUGCAUUUAAUCAUGUCUGUUGGUUUAUUUUGAAAUGCCAAUCAACAAUUUUCUAUUUGAUUCAUUGAUUUGUUGAAUUACUGCAAAUGCCCGUGUAUAUGUUGUGUAUUGAAUUAUUGCCCUUGUAAGUGAAAUGGUCAAAAUCAAUUUCUAGGAACAUUUUAGUCCAUGGUAGCACAAUUAUUUGGAGAAAGAAUUGCCAUCAAUGUGAGACUUGAUUGCACAUUUAAAAAAAAUUGGCAACCAACUGUUCUUAAUUGUGGGUGUAAUUAUUUUGCCUUUUACAGUGAUUAAAAAUGAACUUAAAAUGGUAAAGUGUACUU